GCUGCGCCGGCGCCGCGUCCAGCUCGGCUGGCAGACGGAGCGGCCGGAGCGUGCGGGGCGGGGGCCGCGCGAUGGGGGCCGAGGCCUCAGGGAGCCGGCCGGAGCUGCGGGAGCUGCUGCGCGAGGCCGAGACCAGCCUGCUCGAGUGCAAGGUGUGCUUCGAGCGGUUCGGCCACCGCCAGCAGCGGCGCCCGCGCAACCUGUCCUGCGGCCACGUGGUCUGCCUGGCCUGCGUGGCCGCCCUGGCGCACCCGCGGACGCUGGCCCUCGAGUGCCCCUUCUGCCGGCGGGCCUGCCGCGGCUGCGACACCAGCGACUGCCUUCCGGUGCUCCACCUCCUGGAGCUCCUGGGCUCCGCGCUGCGCCCCGGCCCGGCCGCCCCGCGCGCCGCCCCCGCCGCCCCGGGGGUCCUCACCUGCCAGCACGCCUUCGGCGGCUGGGGGACCCUGGUCAACCCCACCGGGCUGGCGCUGUGUCCCAAGACGGGGCGGGUCGUGGUGGUGCACGACGGCAAGAGGAGAGUCAAGGUCUUCGACUCCGGGGGAGGCUGCGCGCAUCAGUUUGGAGAGAAGGGGGAUGCUGCCCAGGACCUUCGGUACCCGCUUGACGUCACGGUCACCAACGACUGCCACGUGGUCGUCACCGACGCCGGCGACCGCUCCCUCAAAGUGUUUGACUUUUUCGGCCAGAUCAAACUCGUCUUGGGAGGCCACUUCUGCUUGCCGUGGGGUGUGGAGACCACCCCGCAGAAUGGGGUCUUGGUCACGGACGCGGAGGCGGGGUCCCUGCACCUCCUGGAAGUCGACUUUCCCGAAGGGAUCCUCCGGAGGACCGAACGGUUGCAGGCUCACCUGCGUCGCCCGCGGGGGGUGGCGGUAUCCUGGCUCACCGGGGCCAUCGCGGUCCUCGAGCACCCGCUGGGGCCCGGCGCCUGCAGCAGCACCACGGUGAAGGUGUUCAGCGCGACCAUGCAGCUCAUCGGCCAGGUGGACUCCUUCGGGCUGAGCCUCUUUUUCCCUUCCAAGAUCACCGCCUCCGCCGUGGCCUUCGAUCACCAGGGCAACGUCGUGGUUGCGGAUACUUCCAAUCCGGCUGUCCUCUGUCUGGGCAAACCCGAGGAGUUUCCAGUGCUGAAGCCCAUCAUCACCCACGGUCUUUCGCAUCCCGUGGCGCUGACCUUCACCAAGGAGAGUUCUCUUCUUGUGCUGGACAGCGCGGCCCAUUCUGUAAAAGUCUACAAGGUUGACUGGGGGUGAUGGGGUGUGCUGGGAGUCCUGGGACCUGUGCCAGAAGCCCUGGAGCCGCCCCUGCUGAGCCCUGGAUCAAUGACUUAAUCUUAUCUGUUCGACAGAGAUGACUGUAACUGCCUGGUAGACUUAACAAAGGUGGGGGCCAUUAUUAAAGAAUAAUAAUGAAAUC
Molecule: messenger RNA, 1419 nt
Organism: Cervus elaphus (red deer)
Lineage: Eukaryota; Metazoa; Chordata; Mammalia; Artiodactyla; Cervidae
Gene: NHLRC1
Product: NHL repeat containing E3 ubiquitin protein ligase 1
Exons: 1
Coding region: 72-1256 (394 amino acids)
Biological process (GO): protein polyubiquitination; proteasome-mediated ubiquitin-dependent protein catabolic process; negative regulation of translation
Molecular function (GO): protein binding; ubiquitin protein ligase activity; translation repressor activity
Source: RefSeq, a predicted model, not a curated record